AAAGCCGCUGACAUGUCCGCGGUGUCCGCUCGGCCCGCGCCAGCGCCAGGGAAGUCCGCCAAGAAGAAGAAGGCCCUGGAUCCGGCGAAAAAUGCCCUGAAGAACUGGCACCGGGUGCAGCGCCGGGCCGAGGCGCUGGCUCAACAGCGGCCCUUGUCGAACCGGUUCCGCGCGCGCCCGCGCAAGUCCGCCAACGCCGAUGCCGAUGGCCUCGAAGCCGAGGCCGACGCCCCGAUCGAGUCGCACGACGAGGAGGAGGAAGCCCUCUCCUCCGACAGCGAUGACGACCAGGAUGGCGACGAGUCGGAAGACGAGAGCAGCCUGAAUGAGAACAUGCCCGGACAGCUGGCCGACUUGAAGGCCCGCCAGAUUCUCAUCGACCGGGCGUACACCACCCCGGCGGUGGAUGUCGCCACUGGGCUGCCAGACACCGGCAAGACCCUGGACAUGGCCGAGGAGGACUUUGAUGAUUCGUUGUCCUUGACGGCGCGCGCGACCGCCCGGUCCACCGAUGGCACGCUCAUCCAGGUGUUCCCCUCGGACUUGACACAGGGUCUGUCGCUGUUGGAGCCGCAGCCGGAGGUCCUGUCCUCGACCAUGGCACGUACACUGACCCGGCAGUUUGGCAUUGAGAAGCUUUUCCCCAUCCAGGCGGCCGUGUGUCAGACCCUUCGCCGGGAGAAUCCCUCGGAGCCGGGGGUCUCCAUUGGCGGAGGCGAGCCCCUGCCACUGGGACUGGCUGGUUUGGCCACCGGUGACGUGUGUAUCGCCGCGCCCACCGGCAGCGGCAAGACCCUGAGCUUUGCGGUGCCCGUGAUCGAGGCCCUGACCGGUCGACGGGUGGUCCGCCUCCGGGCGCUGGUGGUCCUGCCGACGCGCGAGCUGGCCGUGCAAAUUCACCAGGUCUUCAGUCGCCUGAUCGCCGGGACGGAUUUGCGCGUGGGCCUGGCCGCCGGUAUUCGGUCCUUGUCCGCGGAGCAGGCCUCCAUGGUGCAUCCGGCGCUGUCGGCCUUCCAGCCGGAGGAUGACGCUCCGGGGCAUGUUGCCGGUCCCGGCCGCCUGGCCGGCGGCCACAGUGCCCUGGACAUUCUGGUUUGCACGCCUGGCCGCCUGAUGGACCAUUUGGCCCAGACCCCGGGCUUUACCCUGCAGCAUCUGCGCUUCCUGGUGAUUGACGAGGCCGACCGGCUGAUGAAUGACUCGUACCACAACUGGCUGCCCCGUGUGCUCGAGGCAUGCGACCCGCGGGCCACGGCGCCCAGCUGGAACACCCCGGAACCGGACGCCGUGUCCCUUCGGGCCCAGGGCCAUACCCCGUGCAUGCGCGAGCCGCCGAGGCACCAGUUCCUUCAGAAGAUCCUGGUUAGUGCCACGCUCACGCGUAACCCGGCCAAGAUCGCCAGUCUGCGCCUCUUCCGGCCACGCUUCUUUACUGUGGACCUCGGCCUGCAGCCAGUGUCCCAGAUGGCCGAGGAGCCGCACGGUGCCACGGCCAUGGCCACCGGCGCUGCACAUUCCCAGACCUCUACCCAGGAGGAGCGCUCCUUCGUCAUGCCGCCCACUCUGAUCGAGCACAUGGUAGUCUCCGCGCCCGAGGACAAGCCCCUGGUCUUGCUGUAUGCUCUGCGCCGCCUGGGCAUGCAGAAGGUGGUCUGCUUCGUCAGCAGUGUGGAAUCCACGCACCGGCUCUUCCGCUUGGUGCAGCUGCUCGGUGGCAUCGAGGUGGCCGAAUUCUCCGGUGCCCUGGAUAUGAAGUCUCGCACGCGGAUUCUCAAUCGCUUCCGAAAUGGCCAUAUCAACCUUCUCAUCUGCUCGGACUCCAUGGCCCGUGGCCUGGAUUUGGACAUCAUCGAGCAUGUCAUCAACUACGAUGCGCCGAUGCGCCUGCCGACGUAUGUUCACCGCGCUGGGCGGACGGCUCGCGCCGGGCGCACUGGCCACGCGCACACCAUCUGCCUGCCGACCGAGGUGCGGCCCUUCCGGGACAUGCACCGGCGAACGAUCAAGUCCUUUGGCGGGCAGGCGCCGGAGGCCAACCGUCUUGAGCGCUGGCGCGUCAACUUCGAUCGCGAGCUGGAGCCCAUGCGGCCGCGCUUCCGCCGGGCCCUCGCCGCCCUGAAGGACCUUUUGGCCGAGGAGAAGCUGGCUACCACGGAGAAGACUCGCCAGUCGGUUGCUGCCGCUGUCCAGGCCAGCGAGGCUCUGCUGGCCAAGUAUGCCCUCGACGCUAUGGACGACUCGUGGGCCCUUCCCCGGUGGGAGGGGGUCCCGCCGGUGGCCACCGUGGUCGGCCUCAUCGAGGCGCCUCGGGCCUCGGAUCCGUCUGCUGAUGGGCCGGCAUCCGGCUCUGACUCGGCGGCCUCUGACGACGACGAGGAGGAGGAGGAGGAGGAGGAGCCGGCUCUGCCCAGCGCCGGGAGAUACAUCUUCCCGGAGGGGGAUUCCAGCAGCUCGUCCUCCUCUUCGGAUUCGAGCUCGGACUCGGAUUCGGCCUCGAGCUCCGAUUCAGAUACCGAGCCAGAAAUCAAGCUAUCUCCUGUGGCCAUCCCGGCUGCGGUGGUCGCCUCUUCGGAUUCCUCCAACCUGUCUUCUGCAUCUUCCGAUUCGUCCAGCGCCUCUGACUCGUCGGAGAGCUCCGAAGACGAUGGUGAAGAUGGUGGCUCGUCGAAGAAGCGUAAGCGUGGUGCCCGGGCCGCCGCUGGCUCUUCCUCCUCCUCGGCCUCGUUGAGCUCCGAUUCCUCGGAUGACAAUCAGUCGGAGCCGGAGCCGGAGCCCGAGCUCGAGCCUAGCAAGAAGCGCCGGCGCGAGGCCGUGUCGGCCGGCAAGGUGCUCAAGUCCUCGAAGAGUGACAAGGGCCGUGACAAGGAAGCCCGGAAGCGCAGUCGCGAUGAUGCGGCCCAGGCGGAUGCUCCGGACCCGGUGCCGAAGAAGUCUCGCAAGGAGGACAAGAAGUCCAGCAAGAAGGAGGACAAGAAGAAGAAGUCCGACGAGAAACCCGGAAAGGAUGACAAGAAGCCUGGUGAGGAGGGUUCAAAGUCUGCGAAGAAGGACAAGUCCGACAAGAAGGAGCAGAAGGACAAGAAGGCCAAGUCCGACAAGGAGGAGCAGAAGGACAAGAAGGACAAGUCUGACAAGAAGGACAAGUCUGACAAGAAGGACAAGUCUGACAAGAAGGACAAGUCUGACAAGAAGGACAAGUCUGACAAGUCUGACAAGAAGGAGAAGUCCGACAAGAAAGACAAGAAGGAAAAGUCCGACAAGAAGGACAAGAAGGAAAAGUCCGACAAGAAGGACAAGUCCGACAAGAAGAAGUCCUCCAAGGAGGAUAAAUCUGCCAAGAAGGAUAAGAAGAAGUCCGAGUCCAAGUGA
Fonticula alba is the source of this 3369-nucleotide messenger RNA. RefSeq lists its product as hypothetical. Gene Ontology annotation, cellular component: nucleus. Gene Ontology annotation, molecular function: nucleic acid binding; ATP binding. The record is from RefSeq and is a predicted model, not a curated record. NCBI's taxonomy places the organism in Eukaryota, Rotosphaerida, Fonticulaceae. The transcript is spliced from 4 exons. Bases 13 to 3369 code for a protein of 1118 amino acids.